AUGCGAAUUUUUUUAUCAAUACUGUUUAAUUUACUGGUAAUUGCUUUAUCAAAGCUCUCAGUAUACAUUCUUCACAGCCUAGAAACUGACCAGGAGCUAAUAACCCAAAUUUCUACCGAUUUUACAGAUUUUUAUCACAAAAAAAUUGACCUAUUUCAAAAUUAUAUUGAUGAAACCUCAGAAAUAGGUGCUAAUUAUAAUAAUCCUUCAAUUGUGAUUGACGUUACAAAAAAUUUAUUAAUAAAGCAAAAACUUAAAAAUUCAGCCAGAAUUUUUAAUUUUGUUAUUAUAUCAAUUGAUGGACAAACUGGAGGAUUUUGUGAGUGAGAGGUUUUUUCUCACAUAUCUCUAAGCAACCAUGCUAAAUCUAUGAUAGCUUUGCUAUCAUUUUUAAAGUGAAAUAAAAUUGGGGUUAUUUAUAGUGAUUCUUUAUAUAAUUUUAAUUUUCGAAAUUAUUUUCAAGAAGAAUUGCUACUAGAGGGAAAUAUUGAAUUUUUCUCAAUAGAGUUUGGAAAUUGGUUAAGCCGAGAUUUAGCUGAGAAUUUAAUAUCGAGAGAAAUAAAAUCAAAAGGAUUGAAUAAUAUUUUAGUUUUGAAUGAAAAUGAAGGGGCUGAAAAAAUCAUGCAGAGUUUUUUGUCGAAAAAUAUGUAUAAAGAAGGCUUUGGGGCAAUACUUGACGGAAAAGCUAUAUGGGGCCCAAAUAAUGAUGGAUUAAUAUUUAUUUCUGAGAAGGGGACUGAACAUGCUAAAAGCAUAAACCAUUAUCACUCCUUAAGCAUUUUAAACUUAUUGCAUAAUAUUGAUAUAGAUUCUGAAUCAAUUUAUACAAUAAAGGAGAAGCUUAAUUAUUCGACAGUAAAUCGAUUUUCUAUUGUGAAUAUUCAGGAUAAAAUAAAAAAAAUUAUUGGCUAUAUAGAAAAUAAUACAGUUACUUUUAAGGACCGUAUUUUGUUUCCAGGAAAUAGUUCAAGCAUACCGCAAUCCAAAAAGCCUUCUAUUACUAUAUCGAUUGCCUCUGGAAACACAAAUUUUAAUGGCCAUUAUCUUUAUUAUAAUAGCUAUUACAAAGCUGGCUCAUUUUUUGCUAUGGAUUAUGCAAAAUAUGUUCACUUUUUAGACAAUUUUGAUUUAAGUUUAUAUAAAACAGACUGCAGUUCUGAUUAUUAUGAUCAUGAUUUUUCAUAUAAUUGUUUAUUAAAACAAAAAUCAAGUUUAGGUGUUGUAUUUCUGCCUACGUAUACCCUAGGCAAGAGUUUAGCUUAAUCUCACCCCCCUUCCUAAAAUUUUUUUGUUCGUUCAAGGAGGGGGUUAAGAUAUUUUUUCAAAAUUUAAAAAAAACCAAUCGCAAAAUUGGAAAACAAAAAUUAAUUUAAUUUGUAAAAUUUAUGUUUAAAAUGCAAAAUUUUAAGAAGAAUUAGCUAAAGGUUUCAUUAUAAUAAUUAUUACUUAUAUAUCAAAAAAUUUUUUGUUCGGCUCCUUCCCUAAGUCAGGCUAAAUCAUUACCUAGGGGAUAUAAUGAUAAUGUUUGCUAUGGGACUAUAAAUGAUUUUAGGAAACUUGGACUAAAAAUCCCACUAAUUUCGGAUCAAUGCACUAGUGAAAUCUUUACCAAUAAAAGUGAAUACCCAGAAUUUGUAAGAAUCAUGAAAAGUUACGCUUUUCAUUCAAACACCUUAACCCCACCAUAAAAAAAAAUUGUUUUUUAAAAAUUUAUAUUAAAAUGAAAGUUGUUUAAAAUUUAAGAGAAUUAGCUGGAUAUUUCAUUAUACUAAUUAUUACUUGUAUAUUCAAAAUUUUUUGUUCGCUCGGUUAUGGAAGGAGUUAGGAUAUCUCAUAAGGAUUUUUAACUGAAAAUGCGCAAUUGUUUUCUAUGAAAAUUCAACAUUUGGGUUAGAUAUGUAUACGUCGUUUUCAAGCAUUGCAAAAAGUUUAGGAAUUGACAUAGUCAAUGAUGAGGAAAAAAGAAUGUUAGAUCCUUUAUAUGCUCCAAUUUUAUACGAAAAUUAUUCUUAUUAUAUUAAAAAUGGGCAAAAUAAUUUACUCUUGCUCCCUUUGAGCGAACUAUAGAAAUUUCCCAUAGAUGGCGCUGUUUGCCCUUGAUUUGCCCAUGAGAAAAAUCUUUUGGUUUGACCAGUCCCAUAUGGUUUGGUCAAACCAAAAAAAUUUUCUCAUGGGCAAAUCAAGGGCAAACAGCGCCAUCUAUGAGAAAUUUCUAUAAUUUUUUUUUUUAAAAAAAAUUAUAUAUAUUUUUUAUUUUCAAAAUUUAAAAAAAUUACAAUUUGUAAAAAUUGAGAUACAAAAAUUAAUUUAAUUUGCGAAAUUUAUAUUUUAAAACGCAAGCUGUUUAAAUUCAUCAGAAUUAGCUAGAAAUCUCGUUAUAAUAAUUAUCAUUUCUAUAUCAAUUUUUUUUCAUAACAAAUUUUAUAUUAAAAACAUUUUUUGUUCACUCACGGAGGUGGGUUUUUGGGCAAAAAAAAGGGAUUUUUCUAAUGGUUUUGUUCGCUCACGGAAGGGGGGAGUUUAAUAAUUUGAAAUUAAUUAAAAUAUUGAUCAUAUUAAAUAACCAGUAAUAAUAUUAAAAAAAUUUAAAUAUUAUCUAAUUAUCAGGCUCCAAGAAAAAAAAUUGCGAAAUAUUUAUGAUAGAUUAGUGCUAUUUUUAUAAUUCUUUAAAUUUAAACAAAAUAUAUAUAAAUUCCUUACACCUAAAAGAAAUAAAAUGGUGAAGUUGAUGGAAAUUGGGCUCCGAGAUGCACUCUUUAUUGAUCAUGUAGAGACCUGCCGAAGAGCGAAGUUUUAUUUCUCCCUGAAAGUUUUCCUAUCCCUCGCUAAGGCUAGAUAGGCUUUGCCUAUCACAUAGUUUCUCCUCCUCCUCCUCGAGGCCAUAAGGUCACCUUCCAGACGUGCUCUGUUUAGGGAACUAAUCCCUUAGACAGGAUGGCUUAUGUCGUAAAUCCAAAAGGGCGGCCUCUUGGAAACAUUAUGGGCGACGGCUAAUGGGCUUAGCCGAUUAUGGUCAGCAUAACUUUUAACUUAAAAUUUUUAUUGGAAAUCCGUCGCUAAUUGGGGAGGAGUUUAUUGAGGAACCAGAAGAGGCACUUAAAAAGCCAGAAUUUAGGUCUAAUAACCAUAAAUUAAUUUUUAUCUUUACCCCUAAAAAUGCUAUAAAUACCCAAUGCAAAAUAAUUGUCCCACUGAUGCAGCCAACUGCUAUCUUCAAUCUUUUUGGGCAAUUACAUGACGAAGGAAUAAGAAUUGGUGACUUAAUUUAUUUAUUAUAUUUACCUAUUGUAGGAUUUUAUGAAUACUCCCUAGCAAUUUCUGAUAAAACUAAAUCCAACAUUAAAGAUCUCGUAAAUGGGUCAAUAGCACUCUGGCAAUCAGAAUGAGUCGGAAGUUAUGGAAAUUCUCUUGUUGAUAUUAGCAUAGGUUUGUAUGGAAAGCGUAUCCCUGGAGGAACUUGCCCCUCUUUUGAUGCAGUGAUGCUUGGGCUGCAUGGAAUAAAAUAUUUAAUUGAUGCUGGAGCAGACUAUGAGGAUCCUCAGCUAUUAAAUGAUGGAAUAAGAAAGGUAAAAUUUACAGGGUGUUCAGGGACUGUGCAAAUUUCAAGUAAUUCUAAUGAAAAAACCACGGCAUCUAUCAGCAUAUGAAAUCAGAUUUUUAAUGAAACUCUUGGAUAUUUUGAUAGGAUCGUUGUAGGAAGGCAUGUUGUAGGAGGGAACCCACCUUUUUCAUUUAUUAAAAAUAUUACAUGGCCUGAUAAAACACACAAAACUCCAGGUGAUAAAAGGUUAAACCCUGAUAAUUGUCCAUUUAACCUUCAUUUAAUACAAGAUUCAGAUGCAGGCUUCAGUUUAUAUUAUGGAUUUAUUUUUGCAGCUGCAUUUAUAGUGAUUGUUUUAUCUUCUAUUAUUCUAAUUAAAGUUUAUUGGAAAGAGCAGCUGCCAAUGCUGGUAGAAAAAAGCCAAAUAACAGUCCAUGAUUAUAUUAUAAUGGCAAUGAUUCUUGUAGAUUUUUUCCAAUAUUUGGCUAUGGGUCCUGACAUUAGCGAAUUUAACAGCAUAAUUUCAUUUUUAUAUAAUUAUGCAUCAGUUAACUUGUCAGUUCUGAUUAAUUUCAAAGGCAAUCCAUAUUGGAUUGCUAUGAUCACCACUUUCUCAAUUUGCUACUUAUGGCUAUUUUUGACAUUAUUUAUUUACUUAAAAAUUGAUAAAUGAAAAAAGUUUGAAAUAUUCAACAACGUUGGCGAUUUUGCAAGAAUUAUAACUCCCAUCGUAGGGAAUUUAGGGUUUAUUCCUAUAGCACAUAUUCUCCUAACAAUUUUUCAAUGCGAAAAAGGAAUAGGAAACAGCCUAAGCGAGAGCUUUAUGAAUCAUGAUUGCUCGAUAUUUUGCUAUAAAAAUUCACAUAUUUUCUUUGUGACUUUAUCAGUGAUAACGCUUUUAAUUUAUUUACCUUUAUCUAUAUUAUGUAGACCUUUAUGGCAAAAUUUAAAUUCCAAUACAAAUAUAUAUUCAAAUCCCCCAUUUUUAGUUGCUAAAAGCAUUUUUCAGAUUAUUGCAGUUGUAAUAAAUAAAACACUAAAGAGAUAUAGUCAAUCUUUAGCUGGGUUCACAUAUGCAAUAUUUGUGAUGAUUUUUAUUUUUUACACAAAAUAUAGAAAACCAUAUAAUUACCAUAGAUGCAACUUAUGGACAGCCAUUUCAUUGGUGUCACUAUCAUGAAGCUUAAUUUUAAGCUCAAUUUAUUACUUAGUUGGUAUUCCUGCAGACUAUAAGCUUUGAAUUAUAUUGCAAUUUGGAGGAUGGUUAGCAUUAAUAAUAAUUGGCUGCAUAAUACAAUGAAAAAAAUACCCUAGUCUGCUUUAUUCUUUAAAAGGUGUUGAAAUCAGCGUUUUCUUCAAAUUUGCAUUAACGAAUCGAGUUGAGCUUGGUGAAGUUAUAAAGAAGAAGCGAUCGAGUAAUUAUGAAGCAGAAGAUGAAAAAUUCUCAUUCGAUAUUGAUUCCAAAAACGAGCUUAUAGGCUGCAGAAUUGAGAUGAGUAAUUAA
This is a messenger RNA of Blepharisma stoltei, 5045 nucleotides long. The record is from the annotation of a GenBank genome assembly. Lineage: Eukaryota; Ciliophora; Heterotrichea; Heterotrichida; Blepharismidae.